AUGUUUGUCGAUACAAAUAACAGCGUCUAUGUAGCUGAUCGAGCAAACAAUAGGAUCCAAAUUUGGUUCAACAGUAGUAAAACAGUUACACGUACUAUUUCUGGUGGUUUAAACGCAUCUUUUAGCGUUUUCAUCACAGAUAAUAGUGAUAUUUAUGUUGAUAAUGGUUAUGCAAAUUAUCGGGUUGAUAAAUGGGGCUUUAAUUCUACAAGUAGUGUUCCAACGAUGUAUAUCUGUGGAGCAUGUUAUGGUCUUUUUAUUGAUAUUAAUAAUAUGCUUUACUGCUCGAUGUAUAAUUAUCAUGAAGUUGUUUCGAAGUCAUUGGAUACACGUUUAAAUGUAUGGAGUGUUGUCGCCGGUAAUGGUACAGCUGGAUCAACAUCGGUUACACUUAAUAAUCCAUGGGGUAUCUUUGUUGAUAUUAACUUGAAUUUGUAUGUAGCUGAUUUUGUAAACAAUCGGAUUCAAAAAUUUGCAUCAGGACGAUUGAAUGGAACAACAAUAGCAACAGGAGAUAUUACAUUGUAUCAUCCAACUUCAGUUACACUUGAUGCUGAUGGAUAUCUUUUUAUUGUUGACAGUGGUAAUAGUCGUAUUGUUGGUUCAGGAUCUUAUGGAUUUCGAUGCAUAGCGGCAUGUUCUGGAAUGGGUUCAUCAUCCAGUCAAUUAUAUUAUCCAGUAGCUCUAUAUUUUGACAGUUAUGGAAAUAUAUUCGUCACUGAUCAAGCUAAUAAUAGAAUUCAAAAAAUUCUUUUGUCAUCAAACGGCUGUAAUACAACCACAUCAACAACUACAACUGCUGCAAUAAAUACGACGAGCGUUACUCUAACAACUACUGUAUCAACAUCCGUGUCUUAUUCCAAUGUUAUAUCAUUCAACCAACCAAAAUUUGGUGCAUAUGCUACUUGGGAUAACAUUGGUAUUACUUUUGCAAAUAGUAGUACAGUUGGCACAAACCCAUAUGGAAUUUUCGUAGACACUAAUAAUACGGUUUAUGUAGCUAAUAAAGCAAACAAUCAAAUUCAAGUAUGGUUAUCGGGAAGUAGUAUACCUACAAGAAAUAUUACCACUGGUGUUACUUCUCCAUAUAGUAUUUUUGCUACCAUCACUGGUGAUAUUUAUGUCGAUAAUGGAUAUACAAAUAAUAGAGUCGAUAAGUGGGCAUCAUACGGAAAUAUAAGUAGUUCAGUAAUGCAGGUUCAAGGUGCAUGCUAUGAUCUCUUUAUUGAUGUUAAUAAUACUCUUUACUGUUCAUUGUAUACUCAAAAUCAAGUUGCUAUAAAAUCAUUGAAUGGCAACUCAAGUAUGUGGAUCGUUGCUGCUGGUACAGAAUGUUCUGGAUCAACUUCGAAUACACUUAAUAAUCCUCGUGGAAUCUUUGUUGAUAUAAAUCUCAAUUUAUAUGUUGCUGAUUGCGGAAACGAUCGAGUGCAAUUAUUUUUAUCUGGACAAGUAACAGCAACGACAGUAGCAGGAAGUACAGCUACUGGAACUAUCUCACUUGAUUGUCCUAGUGAUGUUGCACUCGAUGGUGGUGGAUAUCUUUUUAUUGUAGACAGUAAUAAUAAUCGUAUUAUUGGUUCAGGACCUAAUGGCUUUCGUUGUAUAAUUGCAUGUGCAUCUACCAGUGGUUCAGCAUCCAAUCAAUUAAGUAGUCCAUCGACUUUUAGUUUUGAUAGUUAUGGAAAUAUAUUUAUUACUGAUCAAGGCAACAGUCGAGUGCAAAAAUUUUAUUUAACAACCAAUAUUUAUAGUACAACUAUCAAUCAACCAAGCUUCUGUCCAUCUACAACUUGGUAUACAAAUGCAAUUACAUUUGCUAAUAGUAGUAUGGUUGGAUCAAUUGUAUUUGGUGUUUUCGUUAGUAUUAAUAAUACUGUUUAUGUAGCUAAUCAGCAAACUAAUCAGGUUGUAAUAUGGUACGAAGGAAGUACUAAUCCAGAUAAAAUUCUUUCUGGUAGUCUGAGUACACCAUUUGAUCUUUUCGCAACCCCUCAAGGAGAUAUAUAUGUUGAUAAUGGUUUAAAUGGUCGAGUUGAUAAAUUUGCAUUCAACUCAAAUCUAAGCACUCCUGCAAUGUCAGUUCCUAAUUCAUGUUAUGGCAUUUUUGUUGAUAUUAGUAAUAAUCUUUAUUGUUCAACAUUUAGUUCUAAUCAAGUUGUUAAGAAAUGGUUAAAUGAUAAUGUACUCACAUCAGCUAUUGUUGCUGGUAACGGCACAGCUGGAUCAACAGCAACUAUGCUUCAUUUACCUAUGGGAAUUUUUGUCGAUGCUAAAUUUAAUUUAUAUGUUGCAGAUACUACUAAUUGCAGAAUACAGAUGUUUCCUGUUGGACAAUUAACUGGAAUAACUCUAGCAGGAGCUAGUGCACCAGGAACUAUUACACUUAAUAAUCCAUAUGGUAUUACAUUAGAUGGUAAUGGAUAUCUUUUUAUUGUGGAUUGUUAUAAUCAUCGAAUAGUUGGAUCAGGACCAUAUGGUUUUCGAUGCUUAUUUGGAUGUACAACAAUAUCUGGUUCUGCACCAAGUCAAUUGUCUUAUCCAACAACUUUAAGAUUUGAUAGUUAUGGGAAUCUAUUUGUUGCUGAUAGAAAUAAUAAUCGAGUGCAAAAGUUUAUAUUAGCAUCGAGAUCAUGUAGUUUGUCUUAUAAUCAACCAACAUUUUGUUAUAAUGCUUUAUGGUAUUCUAAUGCAUCAACUUUUGCAUCAAGUAGUACAAUUGGUACAUUACCAUAUGGUAUUUUUAUUAAUGGAAUCAAUACUGUGUAUGUACCUAAUCAAGUUAGUAACACUAUUUUAUCAUGGCCUCAAGGAAGUAAUACAUCAACAACUAAUACAUAUAGUAGUUUGAGCAAUCCUUAUAGUCUUUUUAUGUCUAUAAAUGGUGAUAUUUAUAUUGAUAAUGGUUAUUCAUAUGGCCGAGUGGAUAAAUAUACAUUUAAUACAUCAAAUCGUGUUACUGUUAUGAAUGUUAAUGGAAGUUGUUAUGGUUUAUUUAUUGAUAUUAAUAAUAAUCUUUAUUGUUCACUUAAAAGUCUUCAUCAAGUUGUUAAACUUUUACUUAAUAAUGCUACAACUAUUCCGACAAUUGCAGCCGGAAAUGGUUCUGCUGGAUCACUAUCAAAUAUGCUGAAUUCUCCUCAAGGAAUCUGUGUUGACAGUAAUUCAAACUUAUAUAUUGCAGACAGUGCUAACAAUCGUAUCCAGUUCAUCCAAUCUGGUCAAUCAAAUGGAGUGACAAUCGUUGGUAAUGGUUCAUCAGCAAAUAUUAUACUCAACUAUCCAACGGGAAUUGUCCUUGAUGCUAAUGGUUAUUUAUUUAUUGUGGAUAGUUAUAAUCAUCGUAUUGUUGCUUCAAGUUAUUAUGGCUUUCGAUGUAUAGUGGGAUGUUCAGGAGGUGGUUCAUCUGCAUCUCAAUUAUCUUUUCCACAAAGUAUGGCUUUUGACAGUUAUGGAAAUAUAUAUGUUACUGACCGAAAUAAUAGUCGAGUGCAACAAUUCACUCUUCAAACUAACAAUUGCAUAUAA
Adineta steineri is the source of this 3528-nucleotide messenger RNA. Lineage: Eukaryota; Metazoa; Rotifera; Eurotatoria; Adinetida; Adinetidae. The record is from the annotation of a GenBank genome assembly.